UGUGAUAAUAAACCAGCGUUUCCUUUAGUGCUUGUGUCCUCAAUUUAACAUACACUCAUCUUAACAUCAUUUGCGAAAAUGAAAGUUUACAAUUGUCAUGGUCAAAAAAAAGGAGGCAAGUGUUUCCGCCGUGAAUUUCAUGGGGGGCCUCACAAAAAAAAUGAAGGCAAUGAUGAAGAACAUUUGCUAUUCGAAUUAUUCAAGCAGUUUCUCAGAACAAAACUGCAAGAACAGAGGCAAAACGAUGACCUGAGACAAGAGGAAGUUCCUCCAACCACAUCAGCAGAGCAAGAAGCUGAGGAUGCUGAAAUAUCAGAUUGUUGCCAGGAACAGAACGAUAGCUGUCCAACAAACGAGUCAAAGAAGCGAUGCCACAAGUUUGGUUCCUUCAAAAGAGGUGGACACCAAAAGCACUGGGGAAAACAUCACCACUGGCAACACAAGAAAAUGCAUCACCAUGGACCACAUCAUCAUGGACCCCAUCAUAACCACCGACGUUUUGGAUGUGGAAAACAUCGGGAAUGCUGAUUUCGCAUCCACCAUAUCUGUAUUUUUGAAAUUCAACAAAUUUCGAAUGUUUUCACUAUAUUCUUUAAUUUUAUAGAAUAUUAUCGAUUUAAUGUUCCUUUUCGAUAAUAGUUGUAGUAGGUAAGGUUGAUUAGCAUUUUUAUUUAUUAGUGAAGAAAUAAGAACAGGGUAUAACGAA
Coccinella septempunctata (seven-spotted ladybird) is the source of this 706-nucleotide messenger RNA. Its product is annotated as lateral signaling target protein 2 homolog. The record is from RefSeq and is a predicted model, not a curated record. NCBI's taxonomy places the organism in Eukaryota, Metazoa, Arthropoda, Insecta, Coleoptera, Coccinellidae. The transcript has 2 exons. Bases 79 to 528 code for a protein of 149 amino acids.